Messenger RNA from Colletotrichum navitas, 536 nucleotides. RefSeq lists its product as uncharacterized. The record is from RefSeq and is a predicted model, not a curated record. Bases 137 to 409 code for a protein of 90 amino acids. NCBI's taxonomy places the organism in Eukaryota, Fungi, Ascomycota, Sordariomycetes, Glomerellales, Glomerellaceae. The transcript has a single exon.
GUGUGUGUGUGUGUGUGUGUGUGUGUGUGUGUGUGUGUGUGUGUGUGUGGGUUGGGGUCUAAAAAUGAACUCUGCCAAGGGGGGAGGGUUGCAGCAGCGAGAAAGAGAGACAGAUAGAUAGGUGGGAAGAUGGAAGAUGAGAGUGACUAGGUCUGCGCGGGACUUUGUCUUCGCUUUUCUCCUCCUUUGGGGAUGGAUUCAUUCUUUUUUGGAUACCGAGGCACACCUGGAUGGGAGGGGAUUGCAACGUGGGUGGUUGGGUUUGCCGCUGCCGCGGUCGGUGGCACAGUCAGAUGCCAAUUAUGUGCAUCCAAGAACGGGCAUAGCAAUCGGGGGGGAGACGUGUAUGUGUGUGUAUUUGUGUGUAUGUGUGUGUGAGCGUAUGUGUGUGUGUGUCGUGGGGAGUUGAGUGAGUGGACGGGGGGCGGUGAAGGGGGUAAGAGGUACGUAGUGAGAUGAGAUGGGUGAGGGAGAGGGGGGUGGAGUGAGUGAGAUGCUCAAUGGCUCUUCUCUCCUUUGCUUAGACGACAGACGCG